CCAUCUCUCCAGCUCCCGUCUGCAGCAGUCAGUGAAGAGAGAGGCCACACUCCAGGACCUUAGACAGACUGACCAGCCACGGCUGCUUGGCCCCAUGGCGCUCCAGGAGACCCUCUUCGUGUUCUUUGUGCUAUUGCUGACCUCAGCGGAUGCCCAAAAAGUGAUUGAGAGGAGGCUGCAGCCCUGGCUGAUGGGCCUGACAGCUGUUGUGGGCUUCCUCUUCAUCGUCUUCAUCCUCAUGCUGGCCAACCGGCUUUGGUGUUCCAAGAAGAGGAACGAUGAGGAGGAGGAGUUUGAAGAAAUCCAAUCAACUCGGACAUUCUAUGAUAACAUUCAGUUGAGGACAUCAUCUGAAUCAUCAAAGGAAGAUAAAGGACGCGUCAAUGAAGCCUUGGAAUCAGAUGAAGUGGCAACUGUCAGCAGCGAGGCUCAGAAAUAUACUUCCAUGUGAGGGAGGCCCUCCCGCCAGGGAGCCCCUGGGGCAAAUCCCCAGAUUUCUUUAUGUUUGUCUCCCAAACUCCACCUCUGGGAACCCAAGGAUGAUUCAAACUGGAAUAACAGAAUCCUGUUAUCCUUAGACCCUAUUCCUCCUCUUCUCCCUGUAUGGGAACCAUGGAGGAACUGGGGCUAUGAGUCCAUUUCUUUCCCUCCCCUCCCCAUUGAAGAUUAGCUAACAAAUAAAGGAUUAUUUAUGGAAAAUCCA
Messenger RNA from Antechinus flavipes (yellow-footed antechinus), 703 nucleotides. RefSeq names its product small integral membrane protein 24 (gene SMIM24). The transcript has 4 exons. NCBI's taxonomy places the organism in Eukaryota, Metazoa, Chordata, Mammalia, Dasyuromorphia, Dasyuridae. Bases 95 to 451 code for a protein of 118 amino acids. The record is from RefSeq and is a predicted model, not a curated record.